AUGCAUAAUUUUAAAGAGAAGAGGUUAACAUUUGGAGCACUCUUUGGAAGCUUGUUCAUGGCAUUAUUCGCCAUUCCUUUCGUCUUCAAGUUUUAUUUCUUGCAUGUUCAAUCAUCCAUGGAUGCUUCUGGAUAUCAAAUUACAAAGGUCAAGGAUCGUACAAGUCCUUUGCAGAAACUAGUUGGAGAGAGCUCAUCAGCCGAGCCGAUAUGCAGUCCGUGCAACUACGAACCGAUAUCGAAUUACUGCGAUAUCGAUGGGGACGUUGAAGUUCAGGGGAACUCUUCCACUAUAUCUAUUGUGGCAGGGAAUAUGUCUUGGACAGUAAAGCCUUAUGUCAGGAAGGAAAACGCAGCAGCCAUGGACCGUGUUAAGAGCUGGUCGGUAACCUCGAGGGGAUUCGUUAACUGCGACGUUACUCAAAGUGUUCCGGCCAUCCUUUUCUCACUCGGCGGAUUUUCGGGAAACCAUUUCCAUGAUUUCAGUGACCUUGUGAUCCCACUGUACUUAACUUCUAAACAAUUUAAUGGACAAGUGCAGUUCCUUGUGACAGAUAACAGGCCUUGGUGGAUUACCAAGUUCGAAAGAAUACUCCGAAAUUUAUCUCGAUAUGACAUUAUCGACAUCGAUCGAAAAGGGAAAACACAUUGCUACCCGAGGAUGAUCGUCGGGCUUAAAUAUCACAAGGAACUUGGUAUCAACCGAUCCAUGUCCCAAGACCAGCUAUCAAUGAAAGACUUCAGGCAGUUCUUGAGAAGAACCUACACAUUGAAGAGGCAAAAAGUAAUCAAGACACGGGCUGCUGCCGGUAAAAGGCCUCGGCUGCUGAUCAUAACCAGAAGAAGAUCUCGAUUGUUAACGAAUACCGACAAAAUAAAGAGAAUGGCUAUGAGCUUGGGGUACAAUGUAGCAACAAUAGAGCCUAAUCUCUCGACCAGCUUGGCCAGUGUUGCACAAACAGUGAAUUCUUGUGAUGUGAUGAUGGGCAUCCAUGGAGCUGGACUAACAAACAUGGUGUUCCUCCCCGAUAACGCAAUCGUAAUCCAAGUAGUUCCUUUAGGAUUCAUCGAUGGGUUGGCUAGAAAAGACUUUGCAGAGCCUGCCACGGAUAUGAAGUUAAGGUACUUGGAGUAUAAAAUAAGGGCAAAAGAGAGCACUCUAACGAGUAAGUAUGAUAUGGACAAUUUGAUCAUUAAAGACCCACUAUCAGUUCAUAAAAAGGGAUGGGAUGCAGUAAGGUCAACGUAUUUGGAUAAACAGAAUGUGAAGCUUGACGUUGGGAGGUUUAGAGCUACAUUGUUAAAAGCACUUCGGUUGCUUCAUCACUGA
Messenger RNA from Hibiscus syriacus, 1329 nucleotides. Its product is annotated as alpha-1,3-arabinosyltransferase XAT2-like. The record is from RefSeq and is a predicted model, not a curated record. Gene Ontology annotation, molecular function: glycosyltransferase activity. Lineage: Eukaryota; Viridiplantae; Streptophyta; Magnoliopsida; Malvales; Malvaceae. The coding region runs from base 1 to 1329 and encodes 442 amino acids. The transcript has 3 exons.